Messenger RNA from Salvia splendens (bonfire salvia), 770 nucleotides. RefSeq names its product 21 kDa protein. Gene Ontology annotation, biological process: negative regulation of catalytic activity. The transcript has a single exon. The coding region runs from base 23 to 607 and encodes 194 amino acids. Lineage: Eukaryota; Viridiplantae; Streptophyta; Magnoliopsida; Lamiales; Lamiaceae. Gene Ontology annotation, molecular function: enzyme inhibitor activity. The record is from RefSeq and is a predicted model, not a curated record.
AUUCCCACAAACAAGAAAAAAAAUGGCUUCUCCCACCAGUCUCACAAUAUUCACACUCAUAAUCCUCUCUCUCACAUACGCCUCCGCCGCCGCAAACCCAGCGGCCAGCUUCAUCCGAAGCUCAUGCAAAGCCACAACAUACCCCGCCGUGUGCGAGAAGUCCCUCUCAACAUACGCCUCCUCCAUCAAAAAAAGCCCGCGGCAGCUGGUGAUGACGGCGCUUACAGUGAGCGUCGACACUGCGGAAUCGGCCAAGUCAUUCGUCGCCAAGCUCACAAAGUUUCGCGGGUUGAAGCCGAGAGAGCGGUCCGCCAUCAAGGACUGCUUGGAGGAGAUCAGCGACAGCGUCGAUAGGCUGAGCAAAUCGGUGAAGGAGCUCAAGAACUUGGGCCGGGGCAAGGGCCCAGAGUUCACUUGGCAUAUGAGCAAUCUGCAGACGUGGGUAAGCGCUGCGCUCACGGAUGACUCCACGUGCUCGGACGGGUUUGCUGGCCGGGCCUUGAAUGGCCGGAUCAAGAAUUCCAUCAGGACCCGGAUGACUAAUGUGGCGCAGGUUACUAGUAAUGCGCUCGCGCUCUGUAAUAAGUUUGCGGAUAAGUAUACUUAAGUUGUGCUUCUUUUUAACUGUAAAAUGUGUGUGUUUUUUUUAGUUGGGAUGUACGAGGUUGAGUGAGUGGUUUUGUCCGUCGAUGUUUUAGUUUUGUGGUAUGAUUUAUAAUGAUGGUGAUCUCGCCCCAGUUUUGUAAUAUAAUGAAAUUAUACUAGUGAUA